UUUCUUGUAAAGUGAAUUAAUGCAAAAAUACCGUCUGAGAUAUUGGAUAGAACGGUGGAAUCAGCAAGAUGUUUGUUCCAAGGAUGACAUGAACCAGAUUCCAGAUACCAGUAUUGGAUCUGCUCAAUCCCACCAACCUUAUGAGUUUAUGUUAAUUGUUUUGAAGGUUCUUUGCUUUGUUAUGAUGUGACCUCAUCAUCCUGGCUCCAUGAUACUCCACCUUCUCCGAGCAGCAGGAGCAGGCAAUCAAGUUAUCACUCAAAUACACAGAAACCUACAACUACCCACACAGAGCAGAAGUAAAGGAGUAUAGGAAGGGCUUAAGAGAUCUUCUCAUUGAGAUUCCAGGAUAUAUGUGCCUGUUUCUGACAGAACGUGUGCAGAGUGUGUUACUGUGUGCAUAGAAAAGACAAGCAGAAUGUGUGAGAGAGAGCAAAAGAGAGAGAGAGAGGGAGAGGGAGAAAGCGAAACAGAGGAGGCACAGGGGUGGGAGGGUAGAUCAUGCAUGUGCAUUAUCUCAGCUCCAGCGGCACAGCAGCAGCAAACAGAAACAGCAGCAGCACAGGGGGGAAGGAGAGAAAGAGAAAGACAGGAGGGAGAGUCUGAGGGAGGGUUGUAGUCUCAGGCAAAGGAACAAAAGCUGCAGAGAGUAGCGUUCCAUCUACGCUAAAAAGACCAACGGUGGUGUUUUACAAAGAGGAGGAGGUGGUCAUGAUAAUAGUGAGACCGUAACGGAACAGAAGAGGCACACUGAAAUCAGUGCAGACUGAAAGCAAGGCUCUUCUCCUCUUUGCUCUCCAUGUUUUUGGGGACUCAGCAUACCACCGCCUGCGUCUCCAAACCCAGAAGAGGAUGUCUGUGUCAGGGAAGAAGGAGUUUGAUGUGAAACAGAUCCUCAGGCUCCGUUGGCGCUGGUUCAGCCAUUCAUCUCAAGGUUCUGCUGGUGGUGGAGGUGGCAGUGUGGGAAGCUACAUCCAGCAGGAUGGCCUGGACCACAGAGGAACUCCUGUCCAGGGACGGCUGAAGAGCCACUCACGGGAAAGGGGCAUCGGAGGAUUGAGGAAGACCAGCAGUCCUGUGCACAGCGUCAUGUCGCAAACGCCAGGGCCAACACCUGUCUAUGUCAGGACAGGUCAUCAGUCGUGGCAUCAUCAACCAAACACCAUCCAGGGCCUCCAGGUCAACGAGGAGUAUCCAAAGAGCAUUUCCUCUCCCAGCGCAAUGAGGAAAGAGGAAACAAACUCUGGCCAGGAAGAAAUGAUAAGCAGCACAGAGGAACCUGCAGAGGUGGAAGCCAGAGACAGGUUGGUUCUGAGCAAUUUGUCCAGAAUGAACACCAACUCCUCCGAUGAAUUUUUCCAGGCCACAAAUCAUGCAGAGCAGACGUUCCGUAAAAUGGAGACCUACCUCCAGCACAAACAGCUGUGUGACGUGCUGCUGAUAGCAGGGGAUCACAAGAUACCGGCUCAUAGGCUCGUCUUAAGCGCAGUUUCGGACUACUUUGCUGCUAUGUUUACCAGCGAUGUGAGAGAGGCAAAGCAAGAGGAGAUAAAGAUGGAGGGAGUGGAUCCGGAGGCCCUCAGAUCACUGGUACAUUUUGCAUACACUGGCGUCCUUGAGCUGAAAGAGGAGACCAUUGAAAGCUUACUGGCGGCAGCAUGCCUCCUCCAGCUUUCACAAGUCAUCCAGGUCUGCUGCAGCUUCCUCAUGAAGCAGCUUCAUCCGUCCAACUGCCUUGGGAUACGAUCCUUUGCAGACGCCCAAGGCUGUGUCGACCUGCUGAACGUGGCUCACAACUACACCAUGGAGCACUUCCUGGAGGUCAUUCAGAACCAGGAGUUCCUGCUGCUUCCCACGGCCGAGAUUGUUAAACUGCUCUCCAGUGAUGACAUCAACGUUCCAGAUGAAGAAACAAUUUUUCAGGCUUUGAUGAUGUGGGUGAGAUUUGAUGUCCAGCAUCGACAGCAGGACCUCGGGGUGCUGCUCGCUUACAUCCGCCUUCCUCUUCUUCCUCCACAGCUCCUUGCAGAUCUAGAAAACAACAAGAUGUUCUCUGAUGAUCUGGAAUGUCAAAAGCUUCUGAUGGAGGCCAUGAAAUACCACCUGCUGCCUGAACGACGGCCCAUGUUUCAGAGCCCAAGAACCAAACCUAGGAAGUCCACAGUGGGUGCACUUUAUGCUGUGGGAGGAAUGGACGCUACGAAAGGUUCCACCACCAUCGAGAAGUACGACUUGCGAACAAAUACUUGGGUCCAGGUUGGAGUCAUGAACGGACGGCGGCUGCAGUUUGGUGUGGCGGUGAUCGACAACAAGCUCUACGUAGUCGGAGGGAGAGAUGGGCUGAAGACGUCCAACAUGGUGGAAUGCUAUAAUCCUGUCAGUAAAGUUUGGUCAACUAUGCCUCCAAUGUCCACCCACCGUCAUGGGCUUGGCAUUGCGGUACUCGAGGGUCCCAUGUAUGCAGUCGGAGGCCACGAUGGCUGGAGCUACCUCAACACAGUCGAGCGUUGGGAUCCACAGGCCAGACAGUGGAACUACGUGGCCAGUAUGUCGACUCCACGAAGCACCAUGGGAGUCACAGCACUCAACGGAAAGCUGUUUGCAGUCGGUGGGCGAGAUGGCAGCUCGUGCUUGAGGUCGAUGGAGUGUUUCGAUCCACACACCAACAAGUGGAGCAUGUGUGCACCAAUGUCCAAGAGGAGAGGAGGUGUGGGCGUAGCCACUUACAACAACUUCCUGUAUGCUGUGGGUGGACACGAUGCCCCCGCUUCCAACCACUGUUCCAGACUCUCUGACUGUGUUGAGAGAUAUGAUCCAAAGACGGACACGUGGACCACCGUGUCCUCUCUCAGCGUUCCCCGGGACGCAGUGGGAGUUUGCUUGUUGGGCGACAGGCUCUAUGCAGUUGGUGGAUAUGACGGCCAGUCAUAUCUCAAAACUGUCGAGUCCUACGAUGCGCAAAACAAUGAGUGGACUGAGGAGGUCCCUCUUAACAUCGGAAGGGCAGGCGCCUGCGUGGUGGUGGUGGUGAAACUGCCGUGAGAGUCUCAUCUCAACAGCAACACAGAGGGCCUAAAUGAACGAGCGGCAAAGUGGAGUGAACAAACAAAGCAGCAGAUUGAGGACACAUCCUUCGAGGGAUGAAUUAUCACAUUUUCUUCUUUAACUUGGACAUCCAGAUCUUUCAUUGGGAAAUGCAGGCAAAGCCUUGCCCAAAAACCAUUGUUUCUGUCAUUAGUUGAUUUGUCUGCCCAGUGGGUAGGACUGGAAAGACUGGAAUGCACUGCACAUUCCCCACAUUCUCAAACGAUUAAGAACUUGGCCGAAAACAUUGCGGAUCGGCGCCAGGGAUUUGCUGUGCUGCGUUCUAAAACCUAACUUGAAUGUCCUCGGAAUUUUACGUAACAUUUACACUCUAAAUGAAUGAAUUCUGUUAGUUUACAAUUACACAAAAGCAUUUCCUAUCAGUGCCAUCUCAAACAGUAUAUUUUUUUGGGUUUAUAUGUCCCUUUAUAGAUACUACAACAACAAUUCUUAUUCUUGUAAAUAUAAACCAGCGUUUCUUUUUUGUUUUUUUUUAACAAGGGUGGUCUGAAGUGAUUGUUACUCUUUGGCAAUGAAGACCACUGUGAUUAAAACUGCAAGUAAAGAGUUUAUGAUACAGGAAUGAAACACACUUAUUUGCACCAGUAGCAACAGAACACCAAAGUCAUUCACUUCUUUUAGAUGUCUUUUUGUGCAUUAAAUUAAGGUUUGCAAAUCUGUGAAUCAAAGAAAAUAUAUCAUAUUGAUAUUCCAUGUGUCUGUACAGAUUUCCGUUGAUGUUCUGAAGCUGCUUUUGUAUUUGUAGACUCAUACCCCAACCAAUGCUGUCUUUAAUGAUUGUUCAUUUAGUUUAGCUAUAACACCUUCAGAACUUUUUGUUUUUACAUUUGCAGUUGGAUGUCUUGCUAGUAAAAAUGUACAUUGUUAGCGUGUUCACCACUACAAAAAAAAACAACAAAAACAAAAAACAGUCUAACUAUAAUUAUAAUGGAUUUUGGGGGGCCAAAUACUAUUCUUUGUUUUUAGUAUAAUUUUACAGCAUGCAAGCCAAUAAAAAUAACUUUGGUUUUCUUUGCAUGAUUUAAAUGUGUGGCCUCAUAAAAGGCAGAUUUUUCUUUUACUUCUUUGUUCUGGUCCUCAUAAAAAAUCUGAUUCCAUAACUAAACAGACUUUGA
Molecule: messenger RNA, 4220 nt
Organism: Poecilia reticulata (guppy)
Lineage: Eukaryota; Metazoa; Chordata; Actinopteri; Cyprinodontiformes; Poeciliidae
Source: RefSeq, a predicted model, not a curated record